GUGCAGAAUGUGGUUGCCGCCUCCUCCUCCGCCUCCAAAGGAUUGCGGCUGCGAUUGUUUGGACACGCAAUGGCAAUCGCUCGAAUAGGUUUAUUUUCGGAAAUUGCUGUUUACUUCAAGGAUUCGGUUUUUGGGCUUGUACCAAAUUACACCAAUGACAUGAAAUCAAGCCAAUGAGCGGAUGGAAGCAGUGAUGCUAAGGGUACAGCUACUGCCCUGAGAACAUCUACCACGUCACAUCAAUGUCUGAAUGCCUUUUGCCUUCUCCUGACCCAAUCGCACCCAUCGUGGACACCCCGCAACAACUGCCGAGUAAGUUCGCCCGACAGGCGCCUUUCACGUUGGCGAAACUGUGAUUGUGGGUCACACCACCACCGACACCCAUCCUGCCCGACUGCCCUCUUAAGCCCCACUGGGGUGCGUCGUGGGGAUGCGUGUGCAGUAUUGGUAACAUUGCCUGCCAUCCAGCAACAAUGGGAAAACUUUAAUGAGAACAAGUUGCUGCCAAAACAGAAAGACAGCCAGGCAGACAAGCAGACAAGCGGAUUGUCGGACGGACGGACGGACAGGUGUCCUUGCUGCAGAAAAUUCCGCAGCCACGUCAAAUGAACCGAGCACGCCACGAACUGCGGACGGAUUUCUUGAGUCCCCGUAUCGCUAGCAAGCUUCUUCGAGGAGCUGGAAAAGGAGGGCAAGUGAAAGCGCGAGUUGGGUCGCGCGGAGCAGUAUGAAACCAGGACUCGAAACCACCGACGAAGGCGAGGAGGAUAACGAGGGACAAGAUCACCACGAGGGGGACCCCCGACCACUGCCCUACGAUUUUGAAAAGGAGCUGAUCGAAAAGUCCAACCGACACAUCCGACUCUUUGAAUCCUUUGUUCCAGUGAGCCAAGUUUAUCCCCUGACCCGGAAGUUCUACGCCCAGUUUGACCAACGUCAUCCGCCGGAUCCGCUGCGUUAUCUGCGGCACACCUGGCCGGAGAAGCAGUUGGAGCACCAGAGGCAGCUGGUUAAAGCUGUCCCGCUCCUAGAGUCCCAGGUUUACGGCUGGCUACCACUUCAAAGCGGAAAACGUGCUGCCGAUCUUAAUUUUUUGCACGCUCCAAAACUUCGCUGCGGGAUGACGGUACACGGGGAGCGUUUGAUUGCGGAGAGAAUUACGGAACGACCACCUUUCAACGGACUUCGCUUCCUGCUCCACUAAUCCUUAGUCUUCUCUAAAGAGAUACGUGUCUAAGCGCCCAUUUUAACAUUUUUUGUUGAUUAUAAAAUGCAUAAAAUGUUAGAGCUAUAUAACUAUCUUUAA
Messenger RNA from Drosophila ficusphila, 1306 nucleotides. RefSeq lists its product as uncharacterized. The transcript has 3 exons. NCBI's taxonomy places the organism in Eukaryota, Metazoa, Arthropoda, Insecta, Diptera, Drosophilidae. The coding region runs from base 728 to 1204 and encodes 158 amino acids. The record is from RefSeq and is a predicted model, not a curated record.